Clarias gariepinus (North African catfish) is the source of this 1035-nucleotide messenger RNA. RefSeq names its product trace amine-associated receptor 4-like. Lineage: Eukaryota; Metazoa; Chordata; Actinopteri; Siluriformes; Clariidae. Gene Ontology annotation, molecular function: trace-amine receptor activity. The record is from RefSeq and is a predicted model, not a curated record. Bases 1 to 1035 code for a protein of 344 amino acids. Gene Ontology annotation, cellular component: membrane. The transcript has a single exon. Gene Ontology annotation, biological process: G protein-coupled receptor signaling pathway.
AUGGACACACUGUUUAUGAACAACACUGAUGUGGAGGUUUUGCUUCUCUGCUUCCCACAUGAGCCUGACUCCUGUCUACAAACGACACGUUUCUUUGUCAUAAGAGUGGCCAUGUACUUCUUAACACUAACUACAAUCCUUAUGACUGUUUUUGGAAAUCUGCUGGUCAUCAUCACAAUUUCCCAUUUUAAGCAGUUCCAUUUGCCAACUAACUUCAUCGUCCUGUCUUUAGCCUUUGUGGACUUUAUGUUGGGCUGUCUGGUCAUGCCUUUCAGUAUGGUGAGAUGGGUGGAAGGCUGCUGGUUCUUGGGAGAUCUGUUAUGUCAAAUCCAUUCCAGUUUAGACAUGACUCUAAGUGUUGCAUCUAUCCUGCACCUGUGUUUGGUUUCUAUCGACAGGUACAUGGCUAUUACUGACCCUCUGGGUUAUAAGGCAAAGGUGACAAAUGGAAAUGUCAUCGUUUGUAUCGCCAUCAUUUGGAUUUUUUCUUGCAUGUUCAGCUUUGGAAUUGUGUUUUCCAAAAUUAACAUUGAUGGUCUGGAUGAACAAAUGUUAAACUCUUGUGUUGGGAAUUGUGCUUUGAUUUUUAACAAGGAAUGGGGUGUUAUUGCUCCACUUCUUAACUUUUAUAUUCCAGGAGCUAUAAUGACCUGUUUGUACCUCAAAAUAUUUUAUGUAGCAAAAAAACAGGCCAGAUUAAUUUCUGACAGGACCACUACACUUACAUCUGUUGAAACAAAAAAACACAUAUCAGAUCAGAGGGAGAGAAAAGCAGCUAAAACUCUCGGUAUUGUUAUGGGUGUUUUUCUUCUAUGUUGGCUUCCUUUUUUUCUCACCACAGUUAGUGAUCCAUUUCUCAACUUUUCAACGCCUCUUGAGGUUUUUGAUGCACUGGUCUGGUUUGGUUAUUUUAAUUCCAUGUUUAACCCUCUAAUCUAUGGAUUUUUCUAUCCACGUUUUCAGAAAGCAUUUAAAAUCAUAAUUGUAAGAUACCUUUUUCACCUGAAAAACUCAAACAACUUAGUGCUUCAGUGA